AUGGAACUGGAAAAACUAAUACAAUCCAAUCCCUCAUUCCAAGAUGCUAAGGCUUUGGUUAUCAUAGACUCGCAGACAGGACUGUCACUGGGCCAUAUCGGUGACUCUUCCAAUGAAAGCGUCGAACAACUUUCCGGUCUGAUUAAGGAGAAGGGUGCACAGAUUUUUGACUCCGACGGGUUUGGCUGUGUCGGGCUUGGGGACCGUAAGGUGAGUCUGUAUGCUAAGGAUGGGAUGAUAGUUGGUGUGUACAACUAA
Kuraishia capsulata CBS 1993 is the source of this 258-nucleotide messenger RNA. RefSeq lists its product as uncharacterized. The record is from RefSeq and is a predicted model, not a curated record. Bases 1 to 258 code for a protein of 85 amino acids. Lineage: Eukaryota; Fungi; Ascomycota; Pichiomycetes; Pichiales; Pichiaceae. The transcript is spliced from 2 exons.